Messenger RNA from Pyricularia oryzae 70-15, 330 nucleotides. RefSeq lists its product as uncharacterized. Lineage: Eukaryota; Fungi; Ascomycota; Sordariomycetes; Magnaporthales; Pyriculariaceae. The record is from RefSeq and is a predicted model, not a curated record. Bases 1 to 330 code for a protein of 109 amino acids. The transcript has 4 exons.
AUGUACAAAAACUUUUCAAUACAUCAAUCUACCGUGCGUUUGCACCUAAGACCCAUGCUUCUUGUGUACCGGAAACCCCAUGUGAGCGAUACCAACGCUGUUGUAUUGCCUUCAGAGGAACAGGGCACCGUCGGUGUAACCGUUACGUCAGACUGGCAAAAGAACAAUACGGGGUCCCUACCCGCAACAAUUACAUUUGGCACGACCUUGAAAAGCACGAAUCUUGCUAUGCCAACUGUAUUUGUCCAGUGGAUGGUACUGAUGGGCCUUUUUGCCCCUGGCACACGGCCCUGCAUCUGGACUCGACCCAAGCGGUGCAGGAACAGCUAG